This is a messenger RNA of Lytechinus pictus (painted urchin), 4343 nucleotides long. Its product is annotated as bromodomain-containing protein 8-like. The record is from RefSeq and is a predicted model, not a curated record. Bases 116 to 2170 code for a protein of 684 amino acids. Gene Ontology annotation, cellular component: NuA4 histone acetyltransferase complex. Gene Ontology annotation, molecular function: protein binding. NCBI's taxonomy places the organism in Eukaryota, Metazoa, Echinodermata, Echinoidea, Temnopleuroida, Toxopneustidae. The transcript is spliced from 16 exons.
CCCGCCCUCGCGCGCCGCGCUCAUUGAAGAAUCAAGACGGAGCGAUAAAUGGCGAUCCCAUUCACGCAGUACAUCAUGGAUAAACGAUAAACCUUUACCUGUAUAAUCACCCAUCAUGGCUACAACACCCAUGGAGCAAUGGAGUAUUCGAGAGAAGCUAUGUUUGGCUUCAUCGGUGAUGCGCAGCGGAGAUCAAAACUGGGUGUCGGUGAGCAGAGCUAUCAAACCCUUCAUGGAACCUAACAGACCAUCGGACUGGUUCUCACAAAAGAAUUGUGCUAUACAGUAUUCAGCAAUGUUAGAGGCAGUGGACACACCCAAGAGGAAGAGGAGUGGUGAUAAGGGAGAGGUGGAGACCCCUGUUGACCUUGUGGUCCGCCGUAUGACCCAGGAAAGGAUCGAAGAACUAAGGCAUCAGAUCUCGGACGAUCGUAGGAAGUUCAAGCAGCUUCAAGAAGAGAUUCACAACAUACAGAGCGGUCAGUUGGAUGACCAGCUACCAAAGAUAUGGGCGGAAAUACAGGAAAAGAAGCGUCUAGAAGAAGAAGCGUUGGAGAACAAGAGGUUAGCAGCAGAGGCUAAGGCUGCAGCAGUAGCAGACAAUGUUCCUUUUCGUUUUGAAGCAGCCAAAUUGAAAGCCAGUUUACAGUCCCCAAACAAGAAACGUCCUCCCAUACGACCUCCAAAGGCCACGCCUUCGAAGCCUCAGACCACAACCACUCCUACAGAGGAGGAGGAGCCUACCGUGGAAUCAGGGCCAAUCAUCUCAGUGGAAAGUUCAGAAGCUGCCCCUAGUGUAGAUGUGAAGCAAGGAAUACCCGAUGAUGACCAGUCUCAGCCUGCAUUACUCUCAUCACUACUCACCACUCAAGAGGAAGAAGAGAAGAAGGCUAAGAAAGAUGGCAGCCAAGCAUCGGAGGCUGUUACAAUAGAUGAAUUCACCCAUAUUUUCUCAGAUAGCAGUAAGACCACACCCCCUAAGGAACCAGAGAAACAAAAACAGCUCACAACAACCAAAGUCAAAGACACCCCUACCCUUUCUAAGCUUCUUCUCCCAUCCCCCAUGUCAGAAAGUGGAACAACCCCAGACAAAGAAGGAGCAGAUGCUGCAGCAGACGAGUCCAUUGCAGAUGAAGGGGAGGAGAUUCUGCCAGAGAAAAAGGAAAAGGAAAAUGAAAAGAAAGAAGAUGUUGAAAAAGACGUCCAAAAAGAUAUUGUCGAAGUUGCACAAGAAAAGCCGACAGAGGAGCCUUCAGUGAAAGCGGCUGGAGAUAAGACUACUACCGAGAUCUUGGAGGAGAGCAAACCAGAUCCUGAAGUUCGUAAAGCUGAGUCUGGAGGAGGCAAGCUCCUUCGAUCUCACCAUGAACCUCUUGACAUGGAGCCUGUGUCGCCAGGAACUCAGGGAAAGAUAGAGAAGAAGAGAGGGAGGGGUCGUCCUAGCAACGCAUCCAGGAAGAGUACUAGGACGAAGACUAAACAGGACGAUGACGACGAAGACACAGUGAUGAGUUUUGAUGAUCUCAAAGACGAGACUAGGAGCGAUGCUGCUGAUUCUGAAGAUCACGAUAGACCAUCAGAGAGUGACGAUGCAUCCGUUGCCAAUUUGCAGACCUCCCUCUAUAGUGAUUCAUUACCAAACAGUCCGUCUUCUGUGCCACAUAGUGAAGAAGACCAUGCUUAUAGACUGUGGAGGAAGGCCAUUAUGUUAGUAUGGAGAGCUGCUGCAAGCCACAAGUACGCCAGUGUGUUCCUCCACCCUGUUACGGAGGACAUUGCCCCAGGUUACUGCAGCAUCGUUCACCUGCCAAUGGACCUUAUCACUAUCAAGAAGAAGAUAGAGAAUGGAACGAUCCGGACAACGGAGGCCUUCCAUCGAAACAUCUUGAUCAUGUUUCAGAAUGCAAUCAUGUAUAAUAGCUCAGAUCAUGAUGUACACAACAUGGCAGUCAGUAUGCAGAACGAUGUCAUUAGCUUUAUAGAGGAAUUCAUUUCAACCCAAUUAAUGGUACAGCAACCAGACUCUUCUAAGGUUUUAAGAGGAAGAGAUACCAUGGCUAGGAGGUCAGAUGUCGGCACAAAGGAUGAGGAAGGUAAGGCAAGGCGUAGUUCAACCGAUCACCAGGAGACAAGUGGGAAGAAGAGGAGGACGAGAGCCGAUGAAUAUUAGACGUUUUUUUUUAACCUGAUAUGGACACAAUCUGCUUCUUGAAGAAGCAAAAAUUUCUGUGAAGAAUUUUGGUGUGGUGGAAAUGUCAAAUGAGGAAGGAAAAAAGGGUCAUCAACAGAUAACUUCGAGACAAAUAGAAUGAAAAUUAAGGACAAGAGUUGAAGACUAUUCAAAUUUUUGAAUGUCUAUACAUGGCCAUUGUACCAUUCAUUUAUCAAUGUAUCUCUCACAUUAUCCCUAAUACUUCAGUAUUUUCUUCAUAAGACCUAUUUAGCAACUUUGUCAUUCAAUCUAAAGGCUUCAUGGUACAACAUUUAUAUAUUGUGUGCAUAUGUUUGGUCCUGAAAAGGACCAUCCACACUCAAUGUUUCAGCACAUAUUUUUGUGCCGUCUUCAUGUGAAUGAGCAAAGGAGGCAAUAUAUACUCAACAGUCCCGUAUGCAUAGUGCUUUGCAGUUGCAUGUUUCUGAUUGGUUAUGGAAAGUCACUGGUUCAUAAGCAAUGAUUUCUUUUUUUUGGUGGGGGGAUGGGACAAGAUGGCCUCUCCCAAUGGCUCCUGUACCAACUUCAAGGAUGUGGUAUUCCCCUGGAAUCAUAGCAAAUGUACUGGUGCAUCGCUAUCUGUUGAAAUCUUGGUACAAAUUUACAAGUCACACUCAUCCCCCCUUUCCCAAUUUAAAGAAAAUAAUAAUUUUAUUUUUUUCUCCAAGAUGUCUCCUCUCUCACUGGAGAUGUAGUUGAUGUAUAUAUAUAUAUAUAUAUAUAUGUGCCCAAGUAAAGCGAUCAUAAGUUUGAAAGAACAUAGUUAUUGUUUCUCCAUUUUAAUUUUUACCUCCUUCCCCUGUAAUUUGGCUGGACAGUAUACAUGUAAUUGAAUAAUCUAAUUGGAUCUGUAUUCCUAGGUACACUGUAACAUCAUUGCGUUGCUUCUAUUGAUUAUUAUACCCUUUCAAUAGUAAAAAAAAAACCAAAACGCACAGCCCUUUUUGUUGUAUGAUUAUAGGUAAAUGCCUCAGAAUAGUCAUAAUAGAUCAAUGGCACAAUGAUAUCAUCUUCAUCUUUUACAGAUGUGCAUUAAAACUUUCUAAAUGCAGUAUUUGUAAUAUAGCACAUGAUAAUUAAAUAUCUUCAUCUGCUUUCCAGCAAAAAAAGAUGUGUCACAUUGCUUGGGAAAAUGUAUAAUAGGGAACCAAUAGCUCGUUGGUUGAAUCAUUUGGGGUAUUCAUGUGUUAGAGAAUGAGUCAUUUAUAUUGAUUUUCUGGGACCUAGAUGUGACAGCACCAUCUUAAUUCAUCAAAAGAAAUAUUGAUUAUUCCUGUAAUUGUGUGAUCACAAUAGAAUUGGGCUCUAGGUCCUGCUCAGGGCUUAGGGACUGGCCACACAAUUGAUCUUAAAUUUGGCUGUACACUGUGGUAACUAAUAAUUGCUAUAAAAAGAAGUUUACAAUCAAUGUUUUAUGCUUUGUGUUAUGGACACCAGGGCCCCGUAACACAAAGGUUAGCGAUCAAUUGCUACAUGGAUUGGCCUAUCGGGAUCAUCGUUGUAUGCGCAUUUUGCUCGGUAGACUGACUAGGAACUAAUCAGAAUUGCUCUUUCAAAUUAGGGAUUAAUCGCUAACCUUUGUGUUACAGGACCCUGAUCUCCUUUCGAGACUUGUUUCUGAGUUCAGCGUUUUCUGCAUAUUUUGGCUAUAGGAAACACCUUUUUUAUGAAGGAAAGGGGUAAUUCUAGAUGUUUUUUUAGACCUCUAGAAUCUGAAUUAAUCCCCCAAGAAAGCGUUACCAGUUCGAAAGUUCUGUAUGAUUAAUAUCCCAGUCACAUUUUCUCUACAGCGGCCAUAUGGCGAGUCGAAAACAGCUAUUUUAAUAUUUCUGUACCAGCUACCUUUAGGUGGUUUGAAUAAAAAUGAAUAAAACAGUUGUUUUCAACUCGCUUUACGGCCAGUGUAGAGCAAAUGUGACUAAGGUAUUACCAACAACUUCUUGGUAUACCACCCUGGCCAUGUCACUGAAAGGAAUGGGCACUGGUCCGGGGCGGCCAAAUAGACAUCAUUCUGUACUCUGGUACAUUGAUCAUGUUGAAUAAUUCUUUGUACUAGUAUUGAUUGCAUCAGUUCAUACAUCACCUUUGUAUAGAUUUUGUGUUCUUUUGUAUUAAAAAGUGAGAAUGUUCA